GCCACUUGCUCUUUGAACAGGCCAUCCUAAUAAUAGCGACAGCUUCAAACUUACUGAAUUAAUUAUUCUACUACUGUAAUCACUCAAAAGACACAAGAUGACGAACCUUUUUGAAGGCCUUUACCACACUGUCCAGGGCAUUUUCCAAAGCAUCUUCGCUGUUUUCCAGUCAUUCUUCAACGUGGUGUAUGCUUUUGUGCACGGCGUAGUGUCCCUGGUGUGGAAUGUCUUGGAAAGCAUAGCCGAGUUUGUGGGAGCUUCGGUACACUUUGUGAUCUCCAACAUACUGAUUAUAGGACUAAUCGCGCUUGGCGUGGUUCUUUACAACGAUCGUAACAAGAGAGGCACAUUGGGUAACGAUUUGAAGAAGAAAGCACAAUAGCCGGAGAUGCAACGACGGUGUUAUGGGCGAGAAGGAUAUUUAGGUGCAGGGGGAAGCGUGUAGAUUAGUCGAGGAUGUUGAGCAACCGAUAGCGACGGGUAGAAACUUGUAGUUUUAGUAGGUAUUUGAGGGAAUGGAAGGGAUAAACGAUAAAUAUGCAGUGCCGUUCCUCUCGUCGUCAUCAUUCAC
Messenger RNA from Cryptococcus deneoformans JEC21, 571 nucleotides. RefSeq names its product expressed protein. The coding region runs from base 98 to 382 and encodes 94 amino acids. The transcript is spliced from 4 exons. NCBI's taxonomy places the organism in Eukaryota, Fungi, Basidiomycota, Tremellomycetes, Tremellales, Cryptococcaceae. The record is from RefSeq and is a predicted model, not a curated record.